Molecule: messenger RNA, 904 nt
Organism: Gasterosteus aculeatus aculeatus (three-spined stickleback)
Lineage: Eukaryota; Metazoa; Chordata; Actinopteri; Perciformes; Gasterosteidae
Source: RefSeq, a predicted model, not a curated record
CCUGUUAAACCUGAAGACACGUGUGAAGGUGAAAGUCUACCUCUACAAAAAGUAAAGAUUCUAGUUGAGAGAAAGGCAACUCUGAAAGCAAAGUAAGGUAAGUUCGGAUAAAUCCAUCUGAAAGCCAAAACAGUCCACCGGCCAAUUGUCCAAAAAAACAAAGACAAAGAAAACAGAUAAAGAAAACAAACAAAGAAGCGUCGAUCAUCAUGGAAAGAGGGAGGAGUGACGAGAACCAUGGGGCCCCGAUACAGACUCUCAAACAGAAGGGGAAGAAGAAGAGCAAAUGUUGCAUGUCGUGCUUGAAGUCUCUAUGGGAUGUGGUCCAGGAGGAGGUCCAAGAGGAGGUCCAAGAGGAGGCCCAGGAGGAGGCCCAGGAGGAGAAACGGGAGGAGGUCCAAGAGGAGGCCCAGGAGGAGAUUGAAGAGGAGGCCCAGGAGGAGGUCCAGGAGGAGGCCCAGGAGGAGGCCCAAGAGGAGGCCCAGGAGGAGGCCCAGGAGGAGGUUGAAUCCUGAGCCUUGGGCUUAUGUGAAGCUUUAAUCGGUCUUUGUUCCAAAGGGUGAAUCCCUUUUUAACCUGACCUUGAACAUCUGGACCAGUUUUUCCAGGCUGCGUUGAAUCUCAGUGUCCGCCAGCAGCUUUAGUGUGAUUUAUGCCAUUUGGAGAUGAAAAUAUUCACUUUCAGUCAGUUUCAUCAGCUAAUAAACUUGCUUUAUACCUCAAUGCAGGAGUUGUUAUUCACACAAUUCACUAUCUAUGUAUAAAAAAACUAAAGAGAUCCUUUUCAUGAACAAAUUGAUUGUGAUUGUGUGAUCAAUAUUGAUUGUGUAUUGAUUAAUAAACUUUUCUUCUAUUGUUACCCUGGAAACCGCAUGCAUCGCAGACGGAUUUCUAGCAUACAAAC